UCUAAACCUUCCUGUAUGACGUCAUACACACGGGCCAAUCCGCCAUCAGGCGGGUGGUUCCACAUCAGCCCCGCCCCCUUUCUACGUGUCAACAAUAGUGCCGUAAAGUGGCCUGAAGUGUCGUUCGUGAGUCGCGUCCUGACGGGCAGAAUUUUGGAGCCGGCACCCGCUUUUCUGAGCGGCUCUCACCUGGUCUGCUCUCUGGUGUGUGGACAUCCGGACUGGAUGAUCAUCAACCUGGAUGCGCUGGAUUACUGCUGCAGCCCCAGGAGUCUGCGGAGCGUGGAGAACAGGAGCAACUACAGAUUUUUGCAGGGAGACGUGUGCGACUCCUCCACGCUGGACCACAUCUUCAGCACCGAGAACAUCGACGUGGUCUUUCACCUGGCGGCCAGGACACACGUUGAGUCCUCCUUUCAGAACCCAUCCAGUUUCCAGUGGGUCAACGUGGAAGGAACCAGAACCUUACUGAGAGCUGCCCAGAGGGCCCAACACCGGCCGCAGCGGUUCCUAUAUAUCAGCACGGACGAGGUGUACGGAGCCAGCACCGACUGGGUGUUUGAUGAGUGCAGUCCACUGAGGCCCACUAACCCGUACGCCACCACAAAGGCAGAUGCAGAGAACCUGGUCAGGUCCUACUGGGACCGGUACCAGCUCCCCGUCAUCAUAACCAGGAGCAACAACGUCUACGGCCCCCGGCAGCACACCGAGAAGGUCAUUCCCAGGUUCCUCCGCCUCCUACAGCAGAACAACAAAUGCACCAUUCAGGGAACCAUCCCCAAAUCACGCCACUUCCUGUUCGUAAGUGACGCCAUCGACGCCUUCCUGCUGCUGCUGGAGAAGGGAGAUGUGGGAGAGGUCUACAACGUUGGUUCUGGCUGUGAGGUUCCCAUCCUUCAGCUGGCUCAGGAGCUGGUGAAAAUGGUGAAGAACGUUCCGGACUCUGAGGUGGACGAGUGGCUGGAGUUUGUGCCGGACAGGCCGCUGGUGGAGCUUCGGUACCCGAUCAGCAGUGAGAAGCUGCAGAGUCUGGGCUGGGGGGCCCAGGUGUCCUGGGCUGAUGGGAUCAGGCAGACAGUUCGGUGGUACCAGGACAACCCGGACUUCUGGGCAGAAGGGUCCACUAAUGCCCCCCCCUCCUGACAGCGGGGGUUGCCCUGCAGACUGACGUGAAGAAUCAGGAGAAGGAACCCAAAUCACCGUCGGGUCAACAGAACCAACCUUUUCAACAUUUGAAAUCCAACCUUCACUUCCUGUUUCCAGAACAGGAAGUGUCACUUCUAUGAAGUCAGCUGAAGGUUUACCCCAAAGUUUACAUAAUGAACAUUUAUGAUUACUUUCAAUGUUUUUAACAUAAAUCCGUUAGAGACUAUUAUGACUAUUAAGACUGAUUUAAACUGCCUUCAUUAAAAUAUUUUAAUCUAGAA
Messenger RNA from Oryzias melastigma (Indian medaka), 1427 nucleotides. RefSeq names its product dTDP-D-glucose 4,6-dehydratase. Gene Ontology annotation, biological process: nucleotide-sugar metabolic process. Gene Ontology annotation, molecular function: dTDP-glucose 4,6-dehydratase activity. Lineage: Eukaryota; Metazoa; Chordata; Actinopteri; Beloniformes; Adrianichthyidae. The transcript has 12 exons. The record is from RefSeq and is a predicted model, not a curated record. The coding region runs from base 16 to 1143 and encodes 375 amino acids.